Messenger RNA from Pseudophryne corroboree (corroboree frog), 1068 nucleotides. It is a transcript of the gene NDUFS7, whose product is annotated as NADH:ubiquinone oxidoreductase core subunit S7. The record is from RefSeq and is a predicted model, not a curated record. Lineage: Eukaryota; Metazoa; Chordata; Amphibia; Anura; Myobatrachidae. The transcript has 8 exons. Gene Ontology annotation, biological process: mitochondrial respiratory chain complex I assembly; aerobic respiration; electron transport coupled proton transport. Gene Ontology annotation, molecular function: NADH dehydrogenase (ubiquinone) activity; 4 iron, 4 sulfur cluster binding; quinone binding. Bases 217 to 870 code for a protein of 217 amino acids.
GGCUGGUCUGCUGACUGACAGGUGAGCUCAGCCUGUCAAGCCAGCGAGGCGGGCCAACACAGCCAGGCGGACACGUACUGAGUGUACUAUAUGUGAUAAGCGCAGCAGCAGCACACUCCGGAACCCACGAGUGUUUAAUGUGUUUCUGGGGACGUGUUUACAACGGGACCAAAUUGUGUUUUUUCCCGCUAGCGCUCAGGGUCGUUCUAAGCCAAGAUGGCCGCGUUGACAGCUCCCAGACUGUCCCGGCUCUGGGUUCAAGCUACUCGGCCUACAGCCGUUGCUGCCGUCCACACCCGUGCCUGGCAACCACCAUCAGACAGUGAACAUGCUAUCGGCAACUUCCUUAUUAGACAAAAGAGUAGUGCUGUCGCUGCGCCAAAACCAUCAGCAGUGAGCAGCAAGGGGGAAUUCAUCGUUGCAAAGCUUGAUGAUUUGGUGAACUGGGCACGAAGGAGCUCCCUGUGGCCCAUGACCUUUGGUCUGGCAUGUUGUGCUGUAGAGAUGAUGCACAUGGCUGCACCACGUUACGACAUGGACAGAUUUGGUGUGGUUUUUCGUGCUAGUCCUAGGCAAUCAGAUGUUAUGAUUGUGGCUGGUACCCUCACCAAUAAGAUGGCUCCUGCACUAAGGAAGGUUUAUGAUCAGAUGCCUGAGCCACGUUACGUAGUGUCCAUGGGCAGCUGUGCUAAUGGAGGAGGCUACUAUCAUUAUUCAUACUCUGUGGUCAGAGGCUGUGACAGAAUUGUUCCAGUUGAUAUCUAUGUUCCAGGCUGUCCUCCUACUGCUGAAGCUCUCCUAUACGGCAUCCUACAGCUGCAAAAGAAGAUCAAGAGAGAGAAGAAAAUCCUUCUGUGGUACAGGAAAUAAGCUUGUGCUGAUUUGUAUAUAUUUAUAAGUAGAAAUGCUUUGUAUGACCUUCUAGGCAGCGGUGUAAUCGCAGUUCUCCUGCUGUUACAACUGACAAUUCAUGCUGAAAUACUAAAUGUUUGGCACAUCAUGAAUCUCUAGCUUGUUUUAAAACCUAUAUGAGUUUGUUUAAAACAAUAAAAAAAUGUAAACUCUAAA